Molecule: messenger RNA, 1292 nt
Organism: Folsomia candida
Lineage: Eukaryota; Metazoa; Arthropoda; Collembola; Entomobryomorpha; Isotomidae
Product: zinc finger protein 1 homolog
Exons: 3
Coding region: 253-1086 (277 amino acids)
Biological process (GO): regulation of transcription by RNA polymerase II
Cellular component (GO): nucleus
Molecular function (GO): RNA polymerase II transcription regulatory region sequence-specific DNA binding; DNA-binding transcription factor activity, RNA polymerase II-specific
Source: RefSeq, a predicted model, not a curated record
UAAUAAUUAAAUUAAGAUUUCUGUUCUUUUAAAAUUAAAUGUGUAGAUAAAAUACUUUGAAUUUUAUUUGCAUUGCAAAAACCAUCCUUGAUCCUCACACCUUGCUCCGAGCAAGGAAACACGAGCAAGUUGCUCUAUUUCUCUACGCAGUUGAAGUUAGUUACGCAUGCAAUGUUAUUUGCUCUCAGUUUUCAGUGCACAAAUAUUUUCUACUCUCGCCUUGUUGUUUUGGAUAAGUGAUUCUUGAAAAAAAUGGCGAAAGUUUUUGUGAUGGAGUGGUGGGAUAAGGAUCCCAAUAGCGAGUUACGUGAGGGGGAUGGCAACGCCAAGUUUAUCGGCAAUUACGAAGGGUGCUCUGGGGAAGAAACAGCGGCACAAGCAGCAAAGAUUCACGUCGACAACCUCAUUUCCAAGGAUACAACUUGUUCUGAUCAGGACUACUACUUGCAGGGAUUCUGGCCAAAUAUAGAAGGGGCUUAUUGGACUGGAGUGGAGGCGAAGACCAUGUCAAAAGCGAAAAAGAAGAAGGCGGUCGUUCGACGCCACGACAAGGUUGCCGCCUCGACAUUGGCCUCACAUCGGAAUUUGGCGUCGGUUGGGAAGAAAGGUGUGACGAAAAUUUUGGAAAAAAUGAGGUCCAAUCCUCGCCUGGCUCAACAUGUGUCCUCACAACCUGUUGGAAAACUUGACCGUUUAUUGGAUGGACCAUCCAGAAAAGGUACAUUGUAUGUACCCGAUCGUGAGCUCAAACCCUGGACAUGUGAGCACUGUGGACAUCAGUAUAAAACGAAAGGAGAGUACAGGAAACACGUUAAUCGUCACAACGGGGUCAAACGACAUAGUUGUAUUCAAUGUGGUCAGUCGUUCUUUUCGACCUCCAAUCUCUACGUCCAUACUAAGCAUUGUCAUGGUGAGGGGAAGUAUGGAUGCAAAGACUGCCCUUGUAAACUAAUAUCGCAACGAGGCUUCACGCAGCAUCAAAAGUGCUGCACCAAAGUGGGUGUGAACUGGGUAGCCAAACCGCAUCCCCCAGUUGGACACGUUACUACAGAAGUGGAUCUCUUAAAGGCUCAACUUGCAGAAUAAGAUGCUCAACUUGCAGAGAAAGAUGCUCAACUUGCAGAGAAAGAUGCUCAACUUGCAGAGAAAGAUGCUCAACUUGCGGAAUAUCAAGAGAACGACCUGGUUGUCUCAGACGACGAGUUUGGUUUCAAGGAAUACAUGGCUGAUAAACUUUUGUUAUAAUGGGUGAUGUAUUUCAAUUUGUCACAAUGCUAAUAAAUCUUACUUCC